AUGAACCCCGCCGACGUGCCAGAGAUUUUCAAACCUCCCAUCAACCGAUCCAUGCAAGUACUUGAUAGAUCAUUCUUUCAAAAAGUGGUUCGCCUAUCGGCACUCUCCAUCACGGAUUUUAAGCAGAUAUCCAAUGUCCGAUCACAAUUGACCAAGUCCCAAGCUACCAUCGCCAUUCCGAUGAUUAAGAUUCUUCGGGAAGAUGACUUGACUCCUGGCGCCAAAUGUCUACUGCUUCGGCCCGGUAUUGAUGCAGAUCAACCAUCUACAUGGCCGCAGGCUGUUUCCGAUUUGGUCGAGUCCGGAACAACGAAAAUUCGACCUUUCGACCUAAAACUCACGUACGACGACUGGACUAUGCAUAACAUCCUUGAGGCCAUCCUCCCAGAUAUGCUGGAUGACGACAAAGAAACUCCAACAGGAUUUGCUCAUGUUGGCCACGUUGCCCACAUCAAUCUUCGAACGCAGUACCUGCCAUACAAGGAAUUAAUAGGACAGGUCCUGCUCGACAAGAAUCCUACAGUAAAGACUGUAAUCAAUAAAACUUUCGACGUUGGGACCGAGUCAGUAUUCCGUACGUUCCCUUACGAAGUCCUUGCCGGGCCUGACGAUCUCGACGUGACGGUUCACGAGUCGUCUUGUGAGUUCAAAUUCAACUUUGGCAAGGUAUACUGGAACCCUAGGCUCGGUACCGAACAUGCUCGCCUUUUCGAAAGCUUCCAAGAAGGUGAAGCGGUAUGCGAUGUCAUGGCAGGUGUUGGACCUUUUGCUGUACCUGCGGGAAAGCGUAAGGUGUUCGUACAUGCCAAUGAUCUUAAUCCGGAUUCGUACACCGCUCUUCAGGACGCAAUUACGCGAAAUAAAGUCGAUGCCUUUGUCAACGCUUCCUGCGAGGACGGAAGACUCUUUAUCCGGAACGCGACAAAUAGACUUGCGAUGCAUCCUAGAUCGGUCCUUCUACCCUCCAAGAUUAAGGUCCCGCGUUAUGCUGGCUCCAAUGCCAGAAGGCGAUCGUUGGAGAGGGCUGCAGAAAAAAGUAGGAAAACACUCAGCGAACCCCGCGCAUUCUCACAUUAUGUCAUGAACCUACCAGCCACCGCGAUUGAGUUUCUCGAUGCCUUCACUGGUGUCUAUCAGGGAAGAGAAGCCGAGUUCAGCCCACAGACCAAUACCAAGCUGCCGUUCAUACACCUGUAUCUGUUCCAAGCCAAGUAUGAGGACGACAGAGAGGAACUCGAAGAGAUCUGCCAGAGGAUAUCGCAGCAUCUAGGUGGUCAGGUCAGACGUGACGAUCCUGAACUUGAUGUGAACAUUCGAUAUGUUCGUCUAGUCGCGCCCAACAAGAAGAUGUACUGUGCCAGCUUUCGAAUUCCGGCAAGUGUGGCAUUUGCUCAGCAGCCUGUUGUGUGA
Molecule: messenger RNA, 1410 nt
Organism: Exophiala bonariae
Lineage: Eukaryota; Fungi; Ascomycota; Eurotiomycetes; Chaetothyriales; Herpotrichiellaceae
Exons: 4
Coding region: 1-1410 (469 amino acids)
Biological process (GO): mitochondrial tRNA methylation; tRNA N1-guanine methylation
Cellular component (GO): cytoplasm; mitochondrial matrix
Molecular function (GO): tRNA (guanine(37)-N1)-methyltransferase activity
Source: RefSeq, a predicted model, not a curated record